Molecule: messenger RNA, 672 nt
Organism: Zerene cesonia (dogface butterfly)
Lineage: Eukaryota; Metazoa; Arthropoda; Insecta; Lepidoptera; Pieridae
Product: allergen Tha p 1-like
Exons: 3
Coding region: 123-500 (125 amino acids)
Source: RefSeq, a predicted model, not a curated record
UUACAUUGACGAAAAGAUCUUGAUUGUUUUUAUCGUAUAAAAACUAGACGUGACAUGUAACCUCUUAAUUUCGUAGUCAUUUUUGUGUUCGACGGGUCGUGUGUGCAAAAACAUAUUUGAGAAUGCAAGUUGCAGUUUUAUGCGUUUUGGGGCUGGUAGCACUUGGUGCGGCGCUACCUCAACAGUACACGGAUCGUUUUGAUAAUAUCAAUAUCGAUGAAGUUCUACACAGCCCUCGGCUCUUAAAAGCUUACAUCAAUUGUGUAUUGGAACAGGGAAAAUGUACUAACGAAGGCAGAGAGUUAAAAUCACACAUUCGUGAAGCUUUAGAAAACCAAUGUGCAAAAUGCACUGACACCCAACGCAAGGGAACACGUACUGUGAUUGGACAUCUGAUCAACGAGGACCCCAGUUCUUGGAACCAAUUAGUGGCCAAAUAUGACCCAGAUAGAAAAUACGUAAUCAAAUACGAAAAUGAAUUGAGAAAAAUCGCCGUCUAAGUCUAUUUUUAAAAGUGACUCAUGGAUGUUGUUAGAAUGGAGGGUAUAAUAAUGGUUGUACGUUUUAUACCUAGAGUGAAAAGUUUACUGUGUUUAUGCAUAACAUGUUUUUGCAAAUACGCCAUUACUUAGUGUUAAUAUAUUGUUUAAAUAAAUUAAAUAUUGUUUCUCG